AUGGCCAACCAUAAGGGACCAAAAUCAAAUGCCAACCGCCGCAACAGAGCCACCCGCCGUGCUGAUCGUGUUGCUGAUAUCCCUGCACACGAUAUGGUACAAUAUGCGCCUAGCAAUGCAGCUCUCUCUAUUGAUCUCGAUUUUCUUACAACCAGAUUGCCUGGAGAACAGCUGGACGAAUUUGAUUCUUUGCUCGAAAUCAUCCCAAGAUAUGGCAAUGAUACAAACAUCAUCCAUUUGAAGAUGACGUUCAAGGCUCCUGAAGAAGAUAUUGAGUGUAUCGACAGACGUGAUAUUCUGGCUCAAGUUGUUGAACAGAUCAACAAUCUCCCUCACAUCAAGGAGAUCUCUUUCGUUAUUGCGGUUGAUCGAUUCAACUGGAAGCAAAUUGACACCGCAUCUUCUAUCUAUCGCCUCAAGCUCAUCGACUGGGCUUUUGAAUUGAAAAUCAAAGAUAGAGAGGCCCAAAAGAUCCUUGCAGGUUCCCAAGUUGAUCGCGAGCUACGAGUUGUAGAGAGAAAGCUACAACAUUAUGCGAUGUAG
Botrytis deweyae is the source of this 543-nucleotide messenger RNA. RefSeq lists its product as uncharacterized. The record is from RefSeq and is a predicted model, not a curated record. The coding region runs from base 1 to 543 and encodes 180 amino acids. The transcript has a single exon. Lineage: Eukaryota; Fungi; Ascomycota; Leotiomycetes; Helotiales; Sclerotiniaceae.